Molecule: messenger RNA, 7344 nt
Organism: Scleropages formosus (Asian bonytongue)
Lineage: Eukaryota; Metazoa; Chordata; Actinopteri; Osteoglossiformes; Osteoglossidae
Product: receptor-type tyrosine-protein phosphatase gamma-like
Exons: 29
Coding region: 371-4594 (1407 amino acids)
Biological process (GO): protein dephosphorylation
Molecular function (GO): protein binding; protein tyrosine phosphatase activity
Source: RefSeq, a predicted model, not a curated record
CGCCCGCCCGCCCGCCCGCCGCUCCCGCGCCCGCGACCCUCUCGCGCCUUUCGCUCGCGGACUAUGAAGAGGGAGCUGUGGCGCGAACUGCGAUUUUGAGAAACUGAAGAGGAGGAGGAAGAGAAAAGCUCGUCUCUCUACUCUGCUGCUGGCGUUGCUAUAAGUUGGCCGACUGCUCGGAGCGCAAGUUCACGUCGUCAGCGGCGCCCCUGCGUGGAGGGAGAAGAGCAAGAAGAAGAAGAGGACAGACCAUUUUGUGCGCGUUGCUUCGUGAAACAGUCCGAAUUAGUCGCAUGUUGUUCGUGUGACGUCCGUCCGGACGGGGCUCCGUCAACAGUUGCCGAGUCCAGCGCUCCAUGUGCGGUCGGACAUGCGGAGGCCACUGCAGUGCCGCUCCUGGUGGAUCUGCUCUCUCUCUCUGUCCUCCUUCGCGCUCCUCUGGGCCCACGGACACCCGGCUCUGACGGAGGGUGAGCCCACAUCCCCAGGAGGAGGCGCCGCUGGGACAAGGCACCGAAGGGCGGCGGGGGAGUCCUAUUGGGCCUACUCAGGGACGUACGGGCCAGACAGCUGGGCCUCGGCCUACCCAGAAUGCCGCGGGAGGAAUCAAUCGCCCAUCGACAUCGUCGAUCAGGACACGAGGGUAUCCAUGGAGUACCAGGAGCUCACUCUAGAUGGCUUUGAGACGGAGUCCUCCAACAAGACCUCGAUGAAAAACACCGGCAAAACAGUGGCUAUCCUGCUGAAGGACGAUUACUUCGUCAGGGGCGCCGGCCUGCCGGGACGCUUCAAAGCAGAGAAGGUGGAGUUCCACUGGGGCCAGAGCAACGGUUCCGCCGGCUCCGAGCACAGCAUCAAUGGAAGAAGAUUCCCUGUGGAGAUGCAGAUCUAUAUGUACAACUCGGAUGACUUCGAAAGCAUCAGCGCUGCGAUUAACGAGAGACGGACAAUCGCGGCCAUGGCGGUAUUCUUCCAGGUUGGCCUGAAGGAUAACCCCGCUGUGGAUCCCAUCAUCCACGGGCUGAGAGGCGUGGUUCAUCACGAGAAGGAGACAUCUCUGGAACCCUUUGUCCUGAGGGACCUGCUGCCCUCGUCGCUGGGGAGCUACUAUCGCUACACGGGCUCCCUCACCACGCCGCCCUGCAGCAAGGUGGUUGAGUGGAUCGUCUUCAGCCGCCCCGUGUUCCUGUCCUAUCAGCAGCUGGAAUCCUUCUACUCCAUCUUCACCACGGAGCAGCAGGACCACGUCAAGUCGGUGGAGUACCUGAGGAACAACUUCCGUCCUCAGCAGAGCCUCGACGGCCGAGACGUCUUCAAGUCCGCCGUCAAAGACGCCUGGGUCCCUGACCUGACAGACAGCAUGGGAAACCCCUACGGCACGGAAUCCUCCAAAGUGUGCAGCAGCGCCCCCAUCAACAUGAAGGUCCAGCCACUGAACAGGACCGCUCUGGUGGUCAGCUGGACGAGGCCAGAGGUCAUCUACCACCCGCCCAUCCUCAGCUUCACCAUCUCCUACAGCUGGACCAAGAAUGACGAGUCCUACGAGAAGACCUUCGUCAAAGACAGCAACCAGGAGUUGAGGGCCGUCAUCACACAGGUGUCCCCAGACAUCCUCUACCUGUUCCGGGUGCAGGCCGUGUGUGUGAAUGACAUGCGCAGCGACUUCAGCCAGAGCAUGCUCUUCAGAGCAAACACCACCAGGAUUUUCGAGGGGACGAGAAUCGUGAAAACUGGAAUGCCCACCGCCUCUCCGGCGUCCUCUGCUGACAUGGCGCCUAUCAGCUCCGGUUCCUCCACAUGGACUUCCUCCGGCCUCCCCUUCUCCUUUGUCUCCAUGGCGACGGGCAUCGGGCCCUCCUCCAGCGGCAGUCAGGCCACGGUGGCCUCUGUGGUCACCAGCACCCUGUUGGCGGGGCUGGGCUUCAGCGGGGGUGUCAUCUCCUCUUUCCCAAGCUCCGUGUGGCCCACGCGGGCCCCGCCCUCGGCCCCGGCUCCCAGCCGUCAGGCGCCCGCCACAGAGCCGCCGGCCACCCAAGGCUCGGACGCCGACGCCAAAACCUCCGAUCACGACAGCGGCUCCGACGACGGCAGUGAGAAAAGUGGCAAGGGGGAGGGAGAGGAGGGGGAGAAGGGUGGCGAGGAGGAUGAGGAGGAAGAUGAUGAGGAAGAGCGGGAUAAUACACGCGACCGCAAGGUGGCGCCGGACGAGGUGGAGAAGCAAGUCAACGACACGGUGCCGCAGGAAACCCCCACGGUGGCCCCCGACUCCACAGCCAAAGAGAAAGAGCGCGGCAAGUCCAGCGUCAGCCCUCCGAGCUCAGACAAUGAGCUGCUGCGGAAGCGUGUGCCAGACAUCACCUCCGACAGGAGUACGGUGCCCCCUACUGGAGAAACGGAUAACGAGACCUUAGCCGUGCAGCCUCCCGACGUAGCCACUCACACCAGCAAGCCCAGCGUCCCCGAGAAAAACAACUGGCCUUUCUCUAUUCACACAGAGCGGAACGGCGUCUCCCACAUGAGGCCCCCAGUCCAUGGGUCCAGUAAGAUGGAGUGGAUCAUCCCACUGGUGGUGGUCUCUGCUCUCACCUUCCUCUGCCUCAUCCUGCUGCUGGCCGUGCUGGUCUACUGGAGGAGGUGUUUCCAGACAGCUCACUUCUACGUGGAGGACAGCAGCUCGCCUCGCGUCGUCCCCAAUGACAGCUUCCCUGUCAUCGCCAUCCCAGAUGACAUGGAUGCCAUUGCAGUCAAGCAGUUCAUCAAGCACGUCACAGAGCUGUACUCCAACAACCAGCACGGAUUCUCGGAGGAGUUUGAGGAAGUGCAGCGGUGCACGGCGGACAUGAAGAUCACGUCGGAGCAUUCCAACCACCCUGACAACAAGCACAAGAACAGAUACAUCAACAUCGUGGCAUAUGAUCACAGCAGGGUGAAGCUGCGCCCGCUGGCUGGCAAGGACGCCAAACACAGCGACUACAUCAAUGCCAACUUCGUCGACGGAUACAACAAGCCUAAGGCCUACAUCGCCGCUCAAGGGCCUCUCAAGUCCACCUUUGAAGACUUCUGGAGGAUGAUUUGGGAGCAGAACACAAGCAUCAUCGUCAUGAUCACGAACCUGGUGGAGAAGGGAAGGAGGAAAUGUGACCAGUACUGGCCAACGGAGAACAGCGAGGAGUACGGGAACAUUGUGGUGACCCUGAAGAGCACCAAAGUGCACGCCUGCUACACAGUGAGGCGCUUCACAGUGCGCAACACCAAAGUGAAAAAGGGCCAGAAGGGGAACCCAAAGGGGCGGCAGAACGAGCGCACGGUGAUCCAGUACCACUACACGCAGUGGCCCGACAUGGGGGUGCCGGAGUACACGCUGCCCGUCCUCACUUUCGUACGGCGGUCCUCCGCCGCACAGACGCCGGAUAUGGGGCCAAUGGUUGUACACUGCAGCGCGGGCGUGGGCAGAACGGGGACCUACAUCGUCAUCGACAGCAUGCUCCAGCAGAUCAAGGACAAAAGCACAGUCAACGUCCUGGGCUUCCUCAAACACAUUCGCACCCAGCGCAACUAUCUCGUUCAGACGGAGGAGCAGUACAUCUUCAUCCACGAUGCCUUGACAGAAGCCAUCCUUGGCAAAGAAACCGAAGUGCUUGCCAGUCAGCUCCACAGCUACGUGAACAGCAUCCUCACGCCGGGCCUGGGGGGCAAGACCCGUCUGGAGAAGCAGUUUAAGCUGGUGACCCAGUGCAAUGCCCGGUUUGUCGAGUGCUUCAGUGCGCAGAAGGAGUGCAACAAAGAGAAGAAUCGCAACUCCUCAGUGGUGCCCUCGGAGCGAGCCCGGGUUGGACUAGCGCCGCUUCCUGGAAUGAAAGGCACCGAUUACAUCAACGCUUCGUACAUAAUGGGUUAUUACAGAAGCAACGAGUUCAUCAUUACCCAGCAUCCCCUGCCUCACACCACUAAGGACUUCUGGAGGAUGAUCUGGGACCACAAUGCACAAAUUAUCGUCAUGUUGCCAGACAACCAGGGCCUGGCAGAGGACGAGUUCGUGUAUUGGCCCAGUCGGGAGGAGGCCAUGAACUGCGAGGCCUUCACAGUGACGCUCAUCAGCAAGGACAGGCUGUGCCUCUCCAACGAGGAGCAGAUCAUCAUCCAUGACUUCAUCCUUGAGGCCACACAGGAUGACUACGUGCUGGAGGUGCGCCACUUUCAGUGCCCCAAGUGGCCGAACCCCGACGCCCCUAUCAGCAGCACCUUUGAGCUGAUCAACAUCAUCAAGGAGGAGGCCAUGACCCGAGAUGGACCAACUAUAGUGCACGACGAGUUUGGGGCUGUUUCGGCUGGGAUGUUCUGUGCCCUCACCACGCUGUCCCAGCAACUGGAGAACGAGAACGCCGUGGGGGUCUAUCAGGUGGCCAAAAUGAUCAACCUCAUGAGACCUGGAGUUUUCACUGACAUCGAGCAGUACCAGUACCUUUACAAAGCUAUGCUCAGCCUGGUGAGCACCAAGGAGAACGGGCUCAGCCCCAUGUCCAUGGACCGAAACGGAACUGUCGUGAUCACGGACGAGUCGGACCCUGCAGAAAGCAUGGAGUCGCUCGUCUGAAGAGCCCCGCGGCGUGGAGAGGCACUUAAUUUGUAAACCUUCAAGGACUAGACAGACUUUUUUGAGGCCUUUUUUGCCAGAAUCUUGGUUAAAUGAAAAAAGAAAAAAAAAAAAACCUGAUUACUUUUUUACACUGAUAAAGUUUUUGAUAUUUAUUUUUUGCCAUUUUAUGUCUUAAUGUUAUCCUACUGAGCGUUUGCACCUAUCUUUCAGUUCACACAAUGAAACACACUUCGUUCUGGUUUGCACUAAAACGUCAGUGUUACUGCCUACAAUACAAUAAUCCGAGCGACAAUAUCGAUUAUGAAUCCCCCCGCCCCGACUCCACGUGUCCCGGCGACGCCCCGUCCCUCCGUUUGCUCUCGGCUAAUUGGAGACGACGGCCAUCGAUGCCGGGCGUCCCGCGGGUGGACGGAGGACGCAGGUGACGAUUCAGCAGGUUCCGCUCCAUGACCGAAUCACUUGCGCCCGUCACAGUGUAAUUUUUCAUCUGUACAGGAAGAGCUACGUAUCCUUAUUUCGCUUCGAAGCCUACCGAGCCACUCCGUAUAACAGUAAGCAAUAGGGCUGUUAUUUUGCAUCCUAAUUUUAUUUCCAUAAUCGUUUUAUUAGCAAAUCAAACCCAUAUUUUUAAUUUUUAAAGGUGGUUUAAUAACCACUACUGUGAACUUCAGAAUUCUUUUGUAAGAUUUCUAAUAUUCUUUUUAAUAUAUAUGUAUGUGAAUAUGAAUAUAUCCUAAUCCCUAUAACUUGUGGUUUUGUAAGCGUUCUUUAUGACAGUCGAAUCCCAGUGGUUUCUCCGAGGGUCGGUCAAACAUCUGACUUACUACCGUUAACCUCCUUUGUCCUUUACGUUCGCGUCCCUCGUUUGUCCUUCCACGCUGCUCCCUGCCGACGAGGCGACGCUGGGUCUGAAUCCGAGCGCCCGGCGGUUCUGCCACGGCACACCGGUUAAACAGCUAACGCCGAUAUUGUCCACACGCCACACUUUGAGCUGUUCAUUAAUGCGUUGCUAUUUCUUUGGGUUGUGCUUCCUGCCUCUGUUUACAGUAAGAGUGAUGGUUAUGCUCCAAAGGACGCUCGGCCUCGGGCGUCUUUUCAGAGUCCUCCGUGUGACACCGUGUCGGGUAUCGUGUCUCCCCAGCACGGAUUGUCUGAACCCACGAUGGGGGCGAGAGAAGAGCAAAAUCAGAGCUGGGUUUACAGCCACAUGUUCAAAUGUUCCAUGUUCACAUGUCCAGGCACCGCGGCUGUUUCCACGCCCAGCGCCGCGUGCCGUCCCCUAACACCAGGAAGGCGCCACGUGCUCAUGCCGGACUCUCAGACACGCUGGGAUGUUGCAGUUUAAAGUGAUGUGGGGAAGAAAGUCACCCUUCAGUCUCACAGCACAACUGCCGUGGUGUUACCACGUUUUUUUUCGGCACUGCAACAUAUGAAGUGGGGGAAAUCUAAUGUAUCAACUUUACCAAAGAUAAAAACUCAUUUCAGCAAGGAGAAUAAAGCUUUUCUUUCAAACUGUGUUUCCUUUCUGUUGGUUCGGAACAUUUAUUUAUUUCAGUCAAUUUUGCUGACUGAAAGAAAUAAAAGUAUUUCAGGUUUGCUUGGCAUUCAUUGCUCUUCUUUCCUGGCAGAAGUCCGAUAACUUCGCUACUGUUUGUCUCUCUCUCUCACACACACACCACACACACACACACGGGCCAUACUUACACACCACGCUCUCAUUCGGGAACAAACAGUCGUGGUUAACUGAAAAUGGAAUAUAUUUGUGCUUACGCUUUGUGUUGCUGGUUUAAUUGUUCCGUCUGCUCUUCGGAUGCUUAAUUUAGGGUUUUUGCCUGAAACGAUAAAGAAAUUCUGUUCCCUGGGUACCGUCGACCCGCUCUUAUAUGCAUCCUGCCACAAUGACCUUUGGUGGAGUACUUUGCUUUUUUACGAAGUGCGGAAGUGAAACAUAACAGAAAUGAACUCGGCGUGCAGAUUUUAUUGUUCUUUUCCGUUUUUGUGUGCUUUAUGUCUCCUCACAAGGAGGCCCUUAAGAAAAGUUGCAGCUCUCCAACAUUUGGGGAAUGACGUGACUUUCACUCAUCUGUCGCAUUACACCACUUUGAGCGAUAGGCCGUCAUCCUGCUUUUCAAUUUGUUUUGUAUAUAUUCUUUUUUUUUUGCUGAACUUCACUCAGUGUCACGGUCAAGGAUUCCUUCGGGCAGCGAACACUACGAAACACAAGCACCAGUGCGAAUCACAAACCGAGAAAAAUGUACUUUGUUGCUUUCAAUAACCAUCUUCUGGAAAAUUUGUAUCUAUGGUAUAUAAUCAUAGAGUUUUCUAUUUUCAUAUAAAGCUAUUUUUUUUCUAGGUUCAGCUCCUUCAUUGUUCUGUGGUGAAUAUCUGGGAUCUGAGUCUCUGUGCAUUGAGGUAGUGACUGUCAUCACAUUCCGAACAUAUUUCUUUACAGGCAGUGAUUGUGGUUUUUGCUUUUUGUUUUCCAGUUAUUUUUUUUGUUUUUUUUUUUUCUUUUUUUCCAUUUUCUUUCUUUGUUUUUUACUACUAUUUUUAAAAUUAUGUUGUCAGUGUGUGCAAUAGAAUAGAUCUAGUAAGUCACUGAAUAAGUUUGUCUCAUCAGCCCAAAGGAAAAGGUUGGGCAGUCCGCUUCUUUUGUAACCAGAAACAAAACUGUUUUGUUGAAAGCUAUAUCAAAUCAUUCUAUUAUAGUGUUAUUUAAUAUGUAAAUUGUAUUGCUAUACAUAAAA